AACUGUGACGCCAUCCCUUUCGUCACCGCUCAACAAGAUGGCGGCGCUCAGGCUCGAAACAUGCCAUGUAGCCUGUUCGGCUAAUAGGACACCCAACGUCGUUUCUUGGGGGCGCGGGGGGACGAUUGCCUUCGGAACGUGUCACUCAAUAGCCCUGUACGACCCCCAGGAAAGGAGGGUUUUGUCAAUGCUGAAUGGCCACACAGCAAGAGUAAACGCAGUUCAGUGGGUCCAUAAAGAAGACGGUGCUCCUGAGACCCACCUGGUCUCAGGGGGCACGGACAGCCGCCUCCUCCUCUGGGCUGCUCACAACGGCAAGUUUGUCCAGUCGGUGCAGUGUAAAGGCCACACGGGUGCCGUUUGUGCCGUGGACGCCCUCUACGCUGGGGCCAGUAUCCUGGUAGCCUCUGCGGCGGCGGACUCCAGCGUUAGGCUGUGGCUCUGCGGAGAUGCCAAUGAGGCCGUAUGCCUCGACUCGCUAACAUUUAGCAGCGGGUUCGUGAUGGACGUCUCCCUGGCCCUGCUGCCAAGCACCAAAGUUCCCGUUCUGGCCUGCGGGGGCGACGACGCUCGGGUCCACCUGUUCGUGCAGUCCCGGGAGAAGAAGCUGCAGAGAGUCAUGACCCUGCAGGGACACGAGGACUGGGUGCGCGGUGUCGCCUGGACUUCCGUAGGUGGCGAUCUGCUGCUGGCUAGCUGCUCGCAGGACUGUCUCAUCCGAGUGUGGCGGCUCCGCGCCAAGUCCGGGCGCGGCGCCCACUCCGAGGGCGCCCGGGAUGACGGCGUCAUCAAAAUGAAAGAGGACGUUUUCGGAGUGGAGGAGCAAGAUGAGGAACGAGUGUUUGCAGUGGCCUUGGAAACGGUCUUGGCAGGACAUGAGAACUGGGUGUACGGUCUACACUGGCAGCCUCCUUCUUACAAGGGCGGCGAACGACAGGAGAAUCUCAGUUUGCUCUCAGCCUCUAUGGACAAGACCAUGAUCCUCUGGACCCCCGACCAGGCCUCUGGAGUCUGGACAGAGCAGGUACGUGUCGGGGAGGUGGGCGGCAACACGCUCGGCUUCUACGGUUGCCAGAUGAGUCCGGAUGCUUGCGUGAUCCUGGCUCACGCCUUUCACGGUGCGCUCCACUUGUGGAGGAAGGACACCGGCUCGGGUGAGUGGAGGCCCGACGUGGCGCUGUCGGGCCACUUCAACGCGGUCCAGGACCUGAGCUGGGACCCCGAGGGCGAGUUCGUCAUCAGCGUGAGCUCGGACCAGACCACCCGCCUCUUCACGCCGUGGAGGACCGAGCCGGCGGGCCGGCCGAGUCCCACGUGGCACGAAGUGGCGCGGCCGCAGAUCCACGGCUACGACAUGCAGUGCCUGGCCGCGCUGGGCCGCUUCCGCUUCGUGUCGGGCGCCGACGAAAAGGUCCUGCGUGUUUUCCAGGCGCCGCGCAAUUUCGUGGAGAACUUUGCCAACAUUUCCGGGAUGUCCAGGGAGGAGCUGCUGGCGUCAGGCGACUGCGCCCAACUGCCCGAAGGCGCCAGCACGCCUGCAUUGGGAUUGUCCAACAAGGCCGUCUUUCAAGGUGACCCUGCGGCAUCAAACAAAGGCGGCGAGGAGAAGUUCAGCGGCGUCUCCGACCAAUACCGAGAGUCUUACUUCCACCCCAUCAACAUGACCGAACCUCCACCGGAAGAUCAUCUGCUACAGAACACACUUUGGCCCGAGGUCCAAAAACUGUACGGCCACGGCUUCGAGAUGUUCUGCUUGGCGUCCGACAGUGGCGGCACGCUGGUGGCGUCUGCGAGCAAGGCAUCCAAAGCGGAGCACGCGUCGGUGCUGCUGUGGAGUGCCAGCACGUGGCGCCGGCUGCAGGCGCUGCCGUGCCACGCCCUCACUGUCACGCAGAUGGCCUUCUCGCCUGACGCCGCCAUGCUGCUGCUGGUCUCCAGAGAUCGCACGUGGUCUCUGUGGCAACGACAACAGGCUCAUUCAGAGCCUCAGUAUCGUUUGUACGCGCGCACUACGAAAGACACAUCGGUACACAGCCGGAUCAUCUGGUCAUGCGAUUGGAGUCCCGACGGCACAUAUUUUGUGACGUCCAGUCGGGACAAGAAGGUGCUGGUGUGGGGACCUUGUACAAAGGAUAACCGUAGCAACUCUGUCGCUCUUGCUGAGGUGAAGCCGUGCUCCUCCAUCUUGGAUGUGGGCGAUUCUGCUACGGCCGUCACCUUCUGUCCCCAGCUCUGCUCUGACAACGGUUAUCUGCUGGCCGUGGGACUGGAGUGCGGUCGGAUAAUCGUGUACGGGUGGAGGCCCGGCGGAGAUCGUGCCGGAGGUCAAGACUGGAUCAGAUACGGAGAAACAGACCCUUCACAAAGUCACACUCUGGCCAUCAAAAGGUUGCGCUGGAGGCCCCGCGCGGGCCGGGCGGGGGUCCCGGAGGAGCGUGCCUGGCUGCAGCUGGCCAGCGCCGGCGCCGACCACGCUGUCAAGAUCUUUGACAUCAACACAGAGGCUCUAUAGCGCCACCUGUUGCCGUCCUUUUGCACAAAUAACUAUAACAAACCAUGUUUUUGUUUUUUUUAAUUUAUACUGACCAAUAAACAACAAUUUUUUGUA
Messenger RNA from Hippocampus zosterae (dwarf seahorse), 2608 nucleotides. It is a transcript of the gene elp2, whose product is annotated as elongator acetyltransferase complex subunit 2. Lineage: Eukaryota; Metazoa; Chordata; Actinopteri; Syngnathiformes; Syngnathidae. The record is from RefSeq and is a predicted model, not a curated record. Bases 38 to 2512 code for a protein of 824 amino acids. Gene Ontology annotation, biological process: tRNA wobble uridine modification. Gene Ontology annotation, molecular function: protein binding. Gene Ontology annotation, cellular component: elongator holoenzyme complex. The transcript is spliced from 21 exons.